Molecule: messenger RNA, 492 nt
Organism: Stylonychia lemnae
Lineage: Eukaryota; Ciliophora; Spirotrichea; Sporadotrichida; Oxytrichidae
Source: the annotation of a GenBank genome assembly
AUGCUGAUGAUACUAAAAUGCUUUCUCAAAUCAAGAUAACUGAAUGAGCCUUAUCAUGGGGGUGUUGGGUCAUUCCUGCUAACUAUGCUGGUCACAUCAUAUUUAUAAAGGAGGUACAAAGAAGGUGGAACUGAUAAGAUUGAUUUGGGAAGACAUCUUAUCGAUUUUCUAGAGUUAUACGGAACUAAGUUCAACUAUGAGGAUAUUGGAAUAUCAAUUAGAGAUGAUGGAUUCUAUUACUAGAAGUCGAAGCGAGGCUGGCAAGGGUAUGAUGAGAGAACUCGCUCAAAAUUAUCUGUCGAAAAUCCUUAAGAUUCUGAAGUGGAUAUUGGAGGCAGUGCCUUUAACAUCAAAAGAGUUUAGAGAGCAUUCUAGCAUGCUUAUGAUACCUUGAUAUUCAAUAACAGCAAUAGUGUCAGCAUUCUUAAAUUGAUUAUUACUUCAGAUCCAUCUGAGCUUAAACCUAAUUGGAGAAAAUUUAUUGAGUAUUGA